Molecule: messenger RNA, 2445 nt
Organism: Candida dubliniensis CD36
Lineage: Eukaryota; Fungi; Ascomycota; Pichiomycetes; Serinales; Debaryomycetaceae
Exons: 1
Coding region: 1-2445 (814 amino acids)
Biological process (GO): retrograde vesicle-mediated transport, Golgi to endoplasmic reticulum
Source: RefSeq, a predicted model, not a curated record
AUGAACGAUCUGAUACACGAAACAGUGGAUGUCAACUUAUAUGUUUAUACUAUUCAAUUGCUAACGUCAGAUAAUAAUGUUAACAGCAUUAAUGCGUAUUUUCAAUUGUUAACCGCAAAGGUGUUGUCGCCAAACUUUGAUUGCUUAAAGAUCACAACCAAAGCAAACAUAUUGAACGCACUAUUGAUCUACACUUACCCGUUAAAUAUACCAUUACAAGACAUCACAAAUCUAGCAAGAUUGAUAAUUUAUUCUAAACAGAUUGAGAAUGAAUCGAAAGAUGAAGAUUAUUUUGACCUUGAGGAGUUUUCCCUAAGUUUGAAGCCAACCAUAUCAAAUACCGUUUCAUUAAGAGCAACUGCAAACGAGUUACUAGUUGAUACCAAUAUAAAGUGUCAAUCACUAGGUAAAUUGGACUUUGAUGCGACUUCUGACGAUGAUGAGUUAUUCUUGUCAUUUAUUCGUGCCAAAUCAUUUCAUUUGUCGCAGUUUUACCAAGAUGUAAAUGACAUUUUACCACUAUUUGAGAAUGUUUCAUUUCCAAAAUUCAAUGCAUGGUAUAGAGGAAUAAUACUUCCUUAUAAAUACUAUUACAGUCAUUUCGGCUUGGCUUACAGCAGCAAUACUUUUAACGGCUAUCUUGCACCUGAAAGUUUAUAUCCACUGAGAUUGCAUCUCUUGCUUGCUCCAUUAAAGACAGGAAAAGUUCUUAACAAUGAAGGUUGGUUUGAAAAUGUGAUAUUCCCAAUUGUUAAAUAUUACGGUAAUGAUCUCUGUCCAUUAAAUGAGUGGUUGUUUGACAAUGAAAGUGGUUAUUGUUCGGAAACAGUUGCAAGUGUUGUUAGGAAAUAUCAGUUUUGGCGUGUAUGUUUGAAAUGUAUUCACCACCAUUUUGAACUGAAGGAUUACGAGGUGAUUAUAAACUCAUUCUUGAGUGCAUGUUAUUUCUACGGCUUUAAAGAAGAUGCAGACACUGUGUCGACAAUUGAACUUGUGGAAAUAUAUGAUUUGAUAAUAGAUACCUUAACACUAUUUGAUACACCUCCACCCACGCAUGGGUUGCAAUUGUCUGAUAUCAAUUAUAACAAUAUUCCCUUUGACUGUGUUACCUUGAAGGAGUUCCAAACAGCCACAAACCCUAUUUCUCCAUUGUUUCAGGUCGAGGCUAUUGCAUUUUUAAAACAAGUUAUAGAAACUUGUCAGAAAUUAUUACCAAUUAAUAGGCUUACCAUUAAGAAAUACUUUCAACUCAAGUACGAAAAUAAAGAUAUGGAUACAAAAAGAGAAAUUUUGAAAAUAACCAAUAACAUCAAUGGUUCUAACUGGAAACAGUUGUUAAAUUCAAUAGCCCUUUUCCAGAAGAAUUUUAUACGGAAUGAAAGAAUUUCGGCAACUGUGGUUGAAAGACUAUUGCUUGCAAACUUGUUUGAUGUAGUCGACGAGGUGUAUUUUGAGAAAAGGUUAGGUGAUAUUACUGUUAAUGAGCUAUAUGAUGUUGUAUUGGAUAAAUUCUGGGAUUGUUUGAACCAUGCAAAUAGCUUGAAUGAUAAAUCUGGACUGCUUCAUAAUGCUGAGCUAUGUUUGAAAUUGUUUGAUAAGUUGGCCCUCGAAAAGGAUUUAGGGGAAGAUAACCAUCGUGAUAUUGUCAAGUUCAAGCAUUUGUUCAAGGCUAUAAAUGCUCUUAAAAGAUUCAAAAUUUUAAAUCGAAACCAGCCUUACACUCCACAGCAAUUGAUUAUUAACUUUGCAAAUGGCAAUUUAUUGAAGCUAAUAAAUAUUGUAUUGGAGCAAAAUCCAAAGUCAUAUUUGGCCUUUGAUAAGUUAUACCGUAUUUUAAAUGAUAUGAUGUUGUUUUAUAAUGAUGAUAACCACAAGGACGACAAACAACAUUCACAUAAUUAUUACUUCAAUAAGCUCAAAACAGCUUGUAUCGAAAGUGCUUUGAUUGAUAACAAUUUCAACUACGCCUACAAGCAAAGUUUGGAAUUGUUUGAUUACUUGCAAGGGAAAAAGGAUAGCUCUCAGAUAGACGAUUUGUGGUUGACUUUUUAUCAAGUUGGGAAGUAUGUGUCUCCUCAGUGGUUUGAGAACUCUGGAGAACAAAUAGACUUUGAUAUCUUGAUUAAACAAAGAGAAAUUUUGUCCUUGACUAUUCUUAAUUUGCAAUUGAAGGAAAACAGUAAAGUUGUGUUGGCUCAAUGGCUGUCAUUGAACGCUAAAAUUCAGAGACAUAGUUUAGAUAAUAAUAUUGAAACCGUGAAAAAAAGGUUUGACAACGAAAACUGGCAGCUCAAAAACUCGAAGAAACAUUUGGAGAAUAUUGGAAAUUUGGCUACGGAAAUAAUCAGCGAUGCAAGUAAGACUACUAACAAUGCCAGUGAAAAAUUAUCAAACUUAUUUGUCUCUGGUCUUGGGUGGGCUAUUGGUGCUAAUCAACAGCUGUGA